Molecule: messenger RNA, 1104 nt
Organism: Melozone crissalis (California towhee)
Lineage: Eukaryota; Metazoa; Chordata; Aves; Passeriformes; Passerellidae
Gene: GTF2F2
Product: general transcription factor IIF subunit 2
Exons: 9
Coding region: 81-869 (262 amino acids)
Biological process (GO): transcription initiation at RNA polymerase II promoter; transcription by RNA polymerase II
Cellular component (GO): transcription factor TFIIF complex
Source: RefSeq, a predicted model, not a curated record
GUGCGCCGGUGCGCUCCGCUGCCGCGCUCGCCGCCUCUCGUCUCGUCCGCCGCCCGGCUCGGCCCGGCCGCUGCCCCGCCAUGAGCGACAAGGGCGAGCUGGACCUCACCGGCGCCAAGCAGAACACGGGCAUGUGGCUGGUGAAGGUCCCCAAAUACUUGUCACAACAGUGGAGUAAAGCUUCAGGAAGAGGUGAAGUGGGAAAACUAAGGAUUGUCAAAAAUCAAGGAAGAACAGAAGUGUCAUUUACUUUGAAUGAAGAGCUUGCAAGCAUCAGUGAUAUUGGAGGAAAGCCUGCUUCAGUCAGUGCACCAAGGGAACAUCCAUUUCUUCUGCAAAGUGUGGGAGGACAGACCUUAACAGUGUUCACAGAAACUUCAGUAGAAAACCAAUCAGAAGAAAAAUCAGAAAGUGGCAGCACUGAUAAACUUGCCUUGGAAGGAAUAGUGGUGCAACGUGCUGAAUGCAGACCUGCAGCUAGUGAAAAUUAUAUGAAGCUGAAAAGAUUACAGAUAGAAGAAUCUUCUAAACCUGUAAGGUUAUCCCAGCAGCUGGACAAAGCUGUAACCACGAACUAUAAACCAGUGGCUAAUCAUCAGUAUAAUAUUGAAUAUGAGAAGAAGAAGAAAGAAGAUGGGAAAAGAGCUCGAGCUGAUAAACAACAAGUGUUGGACAUGCUUUUUUCAGCCUUUGAGAAACAUCAGUAUUACAACAUUAAAGACCUGGUGGACAUAACCAAACAGCCAGUGAUAUACUUGAAAGAAAUUUUGAGAGAAAUAGGCAUCUACAAUGUGAAGGGGACCCACAAAAACACAUGGGAGCUGAAGCCGGAAUACAGACAUUACCAAGGAGAAGAAAAGAGUGAUUAACAAAAAUAUUUAUGAUGUAAGAGUGAUUGCACUCAGGGAUCUGUGGUGUUCACAGAGAGGACUGAGCACAGUGCAAUUCUGCAAAGAUAAAGUUAAAUUAAAGCAGCUGAUACUUUGUAAUUUUCUGUAGCUUUUUCCCCCAAGUAAUAUUUCUUGUAUGUUUCUAUAUAUGCUUUGUUUUUUGACAGGAAAAGUUUAUAGAAUAAACUUGUAUUAGAUUUAUCUUUACUAGAAA